AUGACAGAUCCAUCUUCGAUAUUUCUUCACGCGGAGCUCUUGCCAAACAUUCGACAGCUCACGGUUCACGUUUCUCUCCCGAUUUCGUCCACGAGUAUCGAUCUCAGAGCAUCGACUAUUACCCUCUCCGAGUCUCGACGCGCGAUUACUGUGUAUACCGUCCGUGGAACUGGCGACGAGAAGGAGGAUUUAUUGGAGACUCUCAAAUUGCCUGCUCGCGUCACCGAAGCAUCUCGACGAAACCUCACGUUCGCGGGACAUCAAGUAGACUCUCUGGGAGAUAGUAACAGCACAGAAUACUCGUUCAGGCUACAGGUUGACGACCAUGACACUACUUUGAUGAGGGGAAACAACGGCUUGCACGAAGAUGAUUUUGUGCCUUGGACUGCAAAGAACAUGUCGCCACAUUCUGUGCUGCAUUGCCGAUCUUGUAGCCAGGAAAUCCUAGGUCGUCUGCAACAAGAAGAAGCCAGCUCCUGGGCAUGGAAAGAUCUUCCCAGCGGAAAUUGGGCAGAAAUGAUGGACUUUUGGCACUGUCACAAACCAGACGUGCACGUGGACGAGAAAGACCAGCAAAAGGUAACAGACGACCAGAAUGCCUCGGUCAAGGGGUACGGUGCGUCAAACCAGGUUGUUGCUCUCCCAGGGACAGUUCUGGUCGAUGUCGCAUCUUUUCUGGUGGCAGAGAGCGACUGCUACAAUAUCAAACGGUCCCAAGUGCCUGAACCAACAUCUCGAGGCUUCUCGUCUAAUACGACAAGAGCAAAUAUAGACUGUAAGCGAUGCGGUGCCAUCGUAGGAAUGGAAGACCCUGCAGCAGACGGGUUAAGACUGUACAAGAGCAACAUAUCAGUACGGCAUUCCCAGGCUCAAGACGCAACGUACGAGUCAUAUCCCACGGAGAUGAUCACAAGUGCCCAACUACUGGAGCUCAUUAACCGUGAGGGCGUGCGGCGGUUUGUCAUUCAUGCAGGUCAUCAGGACGGCAUUUUGGUAUGGGCAUUCAAUCCCGAUCUCCGGUACUCCAGCACGAGCGCGGACCACAGCAUCGUCACCAGACGCGCCAUGAAGGUGCUGUAUCAGGAGCUGGCGAAUGUCGAGGAGAUCCUCGAGCCCGAAAUGGGCACCGCUGUCCCACUGUCGCUCGAGGAGCUAUUCCUGCCUGCCGCCAUAUAUGGAGAGCUGAUCGAGUCGCUCAAGCAGAGCACUGGGGUUCUUCCAGCGUCAGCGAGGAUCUUUCGAGAAUGGAAUGUCGCAUUUUUGAGCCGAUCAACAAUGGCGGCAGGUCAGAUACAACACAGUACACAGAAAACAACAAUGAUGCCAGACAAGGAUGAGGCCAUCGCAUGGGAGCAUUCCUCUUCAGCGCCCCGUGAUUAUUCCAAGCUUCUCGAGGAGCUUGAAGACGAAGAGUUUCCAGACUCCCCUUGUUCAUACCACAUUGAAGAUGUCAAUCGCGCUUCGCCAAACGACUCGGCCUCAAUCAUCAGCGAUUCUGUCGACCCAAUGUCUACCGUCCCAGAGUUGUCGGUAUCAGAAUCAUCCUCGCCGUCCGACGAGUCAUCAUACGAUCCCUGGAGCUGGAGGGAUGCCGACGACAUACCCACCCGACCAGCCAGCGCAUUUUUCUUGCAAGAUUUUCCACCUCUAGUCAGAUGUCGUGAAGACCCGGCAAUGGGUCACCCUGAGGAUAUCAUAAUACUAGAUUUCGAUGAUGACCCCACGACCCGACACUGGCAGCUCUGGAACACAAACGGUGACGAGGGCACCACUUCACAGGAGUGGAGCAGAUCAAGCUCAUUUUCAUGCCUGGAGGCACAUGCAUGCAAGGGCGAUGAAACCUGGCCGAUUAUAUCCAACGAGGCUGCAUACCGAGCAGACGAAUCGACCUUAAUUGGACAAUUGUUAGAUAAACCCCACACUUCGGAGCACCUCACGCAUCUAAUCUGA
Molecule: messenger RNA, 1950 nt
Organism: Talaromyces rugulosus
Lineage: Eukaryota; Fungi; Ascomycota; Eurotiomycetes; Eurotiales; Trichocomaceae
Exons: 4
Coding region: 1-1950 (649 amino acids)
Biological process (GO): protein polyubiquitination; proteasome-mediated ubiquitin-dependent protein catabolic process; protein autoubiquitination
Cellular component (GO): nucleus; ubiquitin ligase complex; cytosol
Molecular function (GO): ubiquitin protein ligase activity; ubiquitin conjugating enzyme binding; cyclin binding
Source: RefSeq, a predicted model, not a curated record